Phytophthora sojae is the source of this 7131-nucleotide messenger RNA. RefSeq lists its product as hypothetical. Gene Ontology annotation, biological process: transmembrane transport; monoatomic ion transport. The record is from RefSeq and is a predicted model, not a curated record. The transcript has a single exon. Gene Ontology annotation, molecular function: monoatomic ion channel activity; protein-containing complex binding. Gene Ontology annotation, cellular component: membrane. Bases 1 to 7131 code for a protein of 2376 amino acids. Lineage: Eukaryota; Oomycota; Peronosporomycetes; Peronosporales; Peronosporaceae.
AUGAGGACUCGUGCUCGCCGGCGCUCUUUGAUCCACGAGGGCAGCAGCAGCGGGAGCUUCUACGGCUACAUCAGCGACUUGCGCAACGCCUUCGACCCGCACUCGAUUCUGCUCAAGAGCUGGCACCAACUAUUGUUCGGCUGCUUGCUGUACGAGGCGUUCCUGUUGCCGUUCGCAGUGACGUUCGCAGCUGCAGACGCCCUCCCUUCAUCAACGUCGGCCUUUCGGGCUUUCUACGCGGCGGAAGUUCUCUUCGGUGCCGAUUUCUACGUGAAACUCAACACCGGAUUCUACGAGGCUGGCAACAUCCACCGCGACAAACGCAAAGCGAGGGCCAAGUACCUCAAGUCGUUCGGCUUUCUCCUCGACGUGCUGGCCAUUCUACCAUUAUCGGUCAUUCUGCCCUUGAUCAACGCUGGCUGGGUCUCAUCAAGUGGGGCCUGUUCGCUCGGGUGGCUGGAAGCUCACAAGGUGCUGCGCUUCUGGCGCAUUCCGAGCUACCUGGCCAAUCUGGACGACGUCUACUCCAAGCGCUUCCGGUCUCUCAAGAUCUUCAAAGUUUUAGUGGUGACAACGUUCGUGGCGCAUGUGGUCGCCUGUGCUCGCUUCGCGUUCGGCCGGAGCAGUUCUAGCGCUGCGUCGAACCCUUGGCUGCCUUCUGCCCCAAUGGAAGAUGAAUCUCUGACCACUCAGUACGUGCAAUCCCUCUUCUGGAGCGUGGGGCUCCUCACAGGUGCUUUCGAGGGCGCCUUGCCUCGCUUCAGCUCGGAGUUCGCCUUCACGCUGACCGUGGCGCUGCUGGGCUUUGUGCUGUUCGUCUACUCCUGCUCGACACUGCUCAUGCUGUCCAAGUCCGAGAGCAACCAGACCAAACUGGCCCAGGCUCGGAUCAAUCAGCUGCGGCACCUCCUCACGUUUCACCGCGUUCCAGAACCGCUGCAGGUGCAGGCUGUCGAGUACUUCAAGCGCCACCACACGGACGCCGAGUCCAACGACCGCGAGGUGGUCAAGCUCUUGUGUCCGUCGAUCACCAAGGACAUCCAGGUGGAGCUUCUGAAAGACAUGGUGGGUCGCAUCCCGCUCUUCCGUGGCUGCAACCAGCAGUUCAUUGUGGCCCUCACGAGUUUGCUGGAGAUGACGAGCUUCCCAGCUCAUGUUACACUGUUUGAAGCAGGUGACAAGGGAGACUACAUGUACGUGGUCAACUCCGGGGUGCUGCAUAUUCUGGUCAACGGUGUGAAGGUGCGCGAGCUGCGCCAAGGAAGUUUCUUCGGCGAGGUCUCGGUCUUCUCCAAGCGACCGCGCUCCGCUGCAGUCGUGACGACGUCGUACUGCACGCUUUAUCGUCUGUCACGCUUCCACACGGAGCGAGUGCUGGAGGGUUAUCCUGACUAUGCGGCUCAAAUUGCAACGACGAUAGACGAUAUGAUUGACGAGCGCGAAGCUCGGCAGAACCAGAAAUCUCGAGGCGGAGGGGAGGAAUACAUGCUCACGACGCUGUUCCAGCUAUCGACCAAGCCGCCUGCGAGGAGGAAGCGGCCGUCGCUGCGAGACCGAGCGAAAAGUGUAGCGCGCGCGUCUUUAAAGCGCAGCAAGUCGUCUCUGGUUCUAUCGGCUUCGCGGCACUCCGAGUACGACGGAGGGAACAUUUCCAUGAACGAGAACCGCGCCAUCAACUUCAUGGCGAAGCCGAUCGAGCUGCCACCUACGGUCAUCGCAAGGAAACCUUCAGGAAAAUUGGUUCGAAGUCAGUCAGCGUACGCUCGACGAGUGUCGUCGGGUGUUGGAGGUUGGUGGGCACAACGCACCACAAGUAUCAAAAGCUCCGCUGCCACGCGCCCAGAUACGAUGCAAGGGUUUUACGACAAUUUGUCUCGGCGUCGUGGGUCUCAACAAGUCGGUGGCGACGCUAGCAGCAUCCUAUCCCGACUACUGAUGCAGCGGGUGAUUGACCACACUUCUCCGUGGCGGAAAUACUGGCUGGUGCUGCUCCAAGCGCAUUUGACAGCGAACUGGUUCAUCGUGCCGCUGCUUCUCGCCUUCCCCAUACUCGAUUGUCCCAGCUUGAACCGCAGUUUACAGGCGACGUAUGCCAUCUUGGACAUCCUGCUGGCAGUCGACAUGUACCUGAACUUCCACUUGACGUUUAUGACAAACCGCAAAAAAGUUGCGCAGCCUUCGCUCAUAGCAAGAAGAUAUUUGCGCGGGGCAUUCAUAGCAGACUUGCUUUGCUUGCUCCCGUACGGGUUAAUGGUUCCAGCUGAUGCUUCUUCACUGCUGGCAGCACACCCGGCUUUGCUACGUCUACCGCGGUUGCUUCGGAUCUGGCGCAUCAGAGGGCAUCUGAGAGAAUGGGAGGCCCUCCGUAUCAACAGAACGGGUUGUGUGGUAGCUGCGGGGGUCAUGUACUUGCUGGUCUUGCAUCUUGUGGCAUGCGCGUACUUCAGCGUCACGUAUCUCGAGGGUUUCAGUACUGAAAACCUCAAUGGAACCUCGUGGCUACCAACCCAUGAUCUGGAAUUACUGCGAUUAGUUGAGCCCUCCGAUGGUACAGUGAAAUACGUCGGUGCUCUUACGAAUGCCUCAUACUCGAAAGCAGAGGCGCACGCGUUGGCUGGUGUGCAGUACACGCGCUCGCUCUACUUCGGAGCUACGAUGCUUACAGCUCUGGGCAAAACUGCAGAGCCAUCGACAGCUUUCCAAUACUGUGUGGCGCUUGUCUUGAUGGUGUUUGGGUUCGUCUCCAUGGCGGUGAUGGUCGACUACGUCCAGAAGCGAAUCACUGCGUCGGCGUUCGAACAGAAGGAGUUUCUAGCGACGCGUACUCGGGUACAGCGCUUUAUCAACUCUCGAGCUGCGCCUCCAGAAGUCCAUCAGCGGGUCAAGUCGUUCCUAGAGUUUUGGUGGUCCUCACACCGUGGCGCUAUCGCUGGUGACCUAUUAAAUGAGCUGCCUGAGGCUAUCAAACGGCCAGUGGUGCGAAGUAUGUGCCAGCCAGCUCUACGCACCUUGUCGCUGUUGGCAGACGUCCGAGCUUCGCUGGAUUCGCUUGAGCAAGCUUUCAUCGACAAUGUCCGGUUCAUUCUGUACGGGCAAGGAGAGAUCAUCUAUCGCCAGGGAGACUACGCUAGCGGCCUGUAUUUCCUACUGGAAGGAGAGCUCAUUAUCAUUGUGAACGGAGGAAUGCCUCGCACGAUCGUCAAAGGGGGGUUCAUCGGAACGGCUGCUCUAAAUCUGAGUGAAACAUCCGUCAGCUACAGUGAGCGCGUGACGGCGGCAAGCGGCUGCAUUCUCAUCUUCGUGUCUCGCGAUCAUCUCAACUGGAUGCACAAGGUCUUCCCGACGUUUUCAAUGGCACUACGAGCAUUGGAGAAGCGACUGGACGGGGCCAAGCUCGCUCGAGCACAGCAAGACUACAGCAGUCGCGAACGCUCGUUUAGCGGAGGCUUGAGGCCGAUGCCUGACGUUAAGAAGAAGAUUACAUUGGAGGUGAAGGUGCUAAAGUAUUUGGGUCUUGAAGACAUCGUUUUCGAUCCGGACGAAAGCACGACGGAGAUUUGGGAGCUCUGGAUUUUUGGCUUGACUAUCGCGCUGUAUCUCAAAGUGAUCAGCGACAUCACUUCUGGAGUCAACGCGGAUAAAGCUGUGGGGUCGGAGAUUAUCGCCGUAUUCUUUGAGACUUUUUUCGUGCUUGACUUCUUUUUCCGCUCGCGGCUUGGCUACUACGACUUCGGCAACAAAAUCAUGGACGUUGAGGUCAUUCGCAAGAGGUUUUUCCGCUCUCACGAGUGCUACUUCGACGUACUGGCGUUGAUUCCGCUCUACGUUGUCAAUUGGAUGCUUGGGUCGAGGCGCUAUGAGCUCUUAACUGUCAACAAACUGCUGCGUCUCGUUCGGGCAGCUGGCAUGUUAUCCAUACUAGAAAACAAACAUUUAAACCGUACGCUGCAGCUACGACUGGCCAAGGUGGUGCUGGUAUCGCUCAUGGUGACGCAUUUAUUCGGCUGCAUCUGGUUCAACUUCAGCGACUCCCUUUCGUCGGGUAUUAACCUGUGGGGUCCUGGUCAGUCUUUGAAGUCAGCUGACGAGCACUUGCAGUACUCCGCGUCGCUGUUCUGGUCGUUCGGCUUGAUGUCGAAUUCCUACGCUGGAGAACUGCCCAAGACAGCGGCUCAGUGUUGCUUCACUGUCGUCGUCCUCCUAACUGGAGCUUUCCUCUUCGCGUUCGUGGUGGGGAAUAUUUCAGAUGUUGUCGAGCUCAUUGACGCCAAUUCAAGGGAUUUCAACGGAAAACUCAGCUCUUUGCGGCUUCUACUAGCCCAUUUCCAUCUCCCGCCAGCGAUUGAGGAACAGCUCAAGACGUACUUCUUCUUCCAACGCUACCACACGAUCACGCAGGAAUAUCUCCUGGAGCGCUGCCUUCCUCCUUCCCUGUUGACCGAAAUCCGCCUGGUUCACCUCCAGCCGAUGAUCUCCAAGGUCGGAUUCCUUGCCGGGAUGGAAGGCUCGGUGACGCGGAUGCUCGUAUCGCAGUUUGUCCAGGCGUUGGCAGUGAAGAACCAGUUCGUUUUCCACUUGGGAGAAGAAGGGAGCGACAUGUUUUUCGUGUUUACGGGUAUCAUCGAGGUUCUGGUGCCUCUCGAGACGCUCUAUCGCCGCCAGUCUCACGAUGCAAAGUUGAAUGCGCUGGGUUCCCCGGCCUCCCGGUCAUCGUUCCACACGUAUUUCACUCCUUUGGACCCGUCCAAGCUGCAGGCCAAGAAUCAGUUGAAGAAGGUGAACGAACUCACGAGUGGCAGCUACUUCGGCGAGGUCGCGCUGUUCACGAGCAAGCCUCGCAGUGCGCACGCUCGGUGCAAGACGUCUUGUGUGCUGUAUAAACUCUCUCGACACUCCCUUGAGCUCGUGUUCGAGCGGUAUCCAGACUGGAAGCGGAAGGUGCUCAAGAUCGUCAAUAUUCAGCAGGAGCAGCAACACCUGCGCAACUUGUACAUGGAGGAGCAGAUGGACAUGGCAGCAAAAGCCUCCAAGAGUAUGCUCAACCACGCCGACAUAUUGGGAGACUUGGGGCCGAAUCUGCCGGGAAGCAGCUCGGCUGGGAGUUCAACAGAUCGAGUCGCUCCUAGUGUCAAGCGUGCGAUGCGAAAGCCGUCGACCCGACCCAUAGGAAGUCUGAAGAGUGCCGGGUCCUUUUUCUCGUCCUAUAAAGCGCAGCGUUCGGCUUCAAUUGAGACACCGAUCACUCUACAAAUGACGAGGCAGAAGAACAGCGUGCUCUGGGUCGACAUGCUGCUGCAGUGUACCGAGGCACAGAGCCCAUUUCACGUUCAAUGGCUCAAGAUUAUCGCGUUCGGAACGAUUUACAUGGCGCUGAUAGUUCCGUACCGCAAUUCAUACGACGUCUUGGAGCGUUUGAGCCCGCUGCCGAUCGUCGCGCGAGUCAUCGAGCUCACGUGUCAGGUGCUGUUCGGGUGGGAUAUCUGGGUGCAUUGGAACUUGAAAGACGGUCUUGAGUCACUGGAAUUGUACGAGAACAAGCAGCGCGACGCGUAUCAAAGGCAGCGUCUCUGGAUCGACGUCAUCUCGGCCAUCCCGAUCGACCACUUCCUCUCGGACUUCUACCAGUCGCCGCUCUUGUGCCUGAAUCGAUGCCUCAAACUCGUCAACUUCCCGCACUACAUGAGGGAGAUCAACCGUCGCAGCAUGGCGUACGAGAAGAAUCGGCUGUGUACAUUGUGGAUUUUGCUCUUCGUGCUCAUGCACUGGUGCGCCUGCGUCUACUUCUCGCUAGCUUCAGCGAAUGAUCAAAAUAAUGAUGAAGCCGAUUGGGACAAUUGGUCCCCGCCUCGCAGCGUGAUGGUCAACUCCUGGUCAAACCCGUCUCUCGACUUGCUCAUGCUUCGCUUCCUUCGCGGGAUUUUCUUCGCGUCCACUGCGUUUGUCAAGAAGGGGAAAGUGUUUGAGCCCUCGACGUACGGUGAGUACACGUUCACGCUGUUCGUGGACUUCGUGGGUCUGGUCACCAUGGCCUACAUGAUCGGGGAGAUGGCGAACCUCUACGUGUGUUACAUCAGCAACGAAGUCGAGUUCCGCAAGAACCACAUGGCCGUCGACUUGUAUCUCGAGCGGUGGCACAUUACGGGCAAGCUGAGGGCCCGGUCGCACGCCUUCUUGUCGUCGCUCUGGAGCUCGCACCGCGGCGUCAACUACCAGGCGAUUUUCGACGAGAUCCCGCAAGUCAUUCGCACCGAGUCCGUCAUGCACAUCGCGUACCUGCCACUGCGCGUCUUCAUCAACAACGUCUUCCGCCCAUUUGCCACGACGCACCCUCAUGACAGGGACGUGGACGCCAUCACUCGAGCCAUCGCCCAGCACCUCAAGUACGAAGGAUACCCUCGCGACGAGUGCGUGCUGGUGGACGGCAGCGUGUCCAAGGAGAUGUACUUCGUCGUGAAAGGCCACCUCAUGGCCACGACAGCUAGCGGGAAUGCUGCUGACACGCAGCAGUCAGGCCUGCACUACAAGAGAGGAGACUUCUUUGGAGAUCAAGGUCUGCUGGGUUACUCGGUCGGCGUGUCCACGGUCAAGACCAUCUCGGCAUGCGAUCUGUUGUCUCUGAGCUCUGAAACGCUGCUAGAAGUGAUCCUGUCCCGUCCUAUUUUCCAGACGGCACUCAGUCUCGUAAUCGAGGCGUAUCGAGAGCUGUGCACGCGUACUCGACAGACGGAGGCAGCCAAAAAGACGGAGGAAGAUUGGGGCGCUGUGCUGUUUCGGAUCCUGAACACGCGGAAGACCCAGUGGAUCGAAGAAGCUCGGCAGUACAACGCGGGCAUUGACGCAGACCCGAUGAACGAACCGUGGACCGUGUCGUGCCUCAAACCUGGCCAGGAGGUUGGGAUGGUGUCCAUCUCGUCGCCCCACGCGUGCGUCAAGGUGUUCGAGAACCUCCUCCGCCUCAUCGCGGCUCGAGGGCUCCUCGACGUGGAAAACCUGCAGCAGUCGGCGGCGCAGUUCCAGGACACGCUGCCGAUCAUGACGACGGACCUCGCCGCGCAUCGCAGCGUGAACAUGUCGGUGACAGAGAGGUCCGACAGUAGCAAGCCGAGCAACAAGCUCGCCUACAUUCACUAG